This is a messenger RNA of Andrographis paniculata, 5618 nucleotides long. RefSeq names its product eukaryotic translation initiation factor 4G-like. Gene Ontology annotation, molecular function: translation initiation factor activity; mRNA binding; protein binding. Lineage: Eukaryota; Viridiplantae; Streptophyta; Magnoliopsida; Lamiales; Acanthaceae. The transcript is spliced from 11 exons. The coding region runs from base 210 to 5351 and encodes 1713 amino acids. Gene Ontology annotation, cellular component: eukaryotic translation initiation factor 4F complex. The record is from RefSeq and is a predicted model, not a curated record.
AUUUACACUUCAUAUUCACCGCAUAACACAAAGUUCACAAUCCUUUCUUUCUUUCUUGCUUUCCUUGUUUCUUCUCAGACGGCGUCGUCUCGUUAUGGCUCACGCCAUUCUUCUCUCCGACUAGAAACCCUAAUUUCGCCAUCCGUACGCUGCAGAUUGCUUUUAAGUAUCCGUAAAAGCAUUAUUUCUCUCCACAAAGAUUAGGAUUUAUGUCCAAUAAUCAAUCAAGGGGUGAAAGGAGCGAGUUUUCACAGUACAGGAAAUCCGGCCGAUCCGGUAACUCGAAUUAUCAGAGCCACUACGCGGGCGGUAUACCUAGUAAGGGCGGUGGCGGCGCCUCAUCCGCCACUUCGAAUCCCGGCAACCGCAGUUUCAAGAAGUACAAUAACAAUGCACCAGCAGUGCAGUCGAGAGUUAGAAGCCCUAACGUCGAUUCAGACAGUGGUACAAAUGCUGCUCACAAUGGUCCUAAUCAACAACCACCAACUGGAAGAGUGUCUGAUGCCACACUUACUAAUACAUCUUCCAAUCCAAUGCUGCCUACACAUGCUCCAAGUCAAGAGAACACUCGCGCUGUUCCUCGUUCAUCUCCUACUGUGUCUACUGCGGCUUCAACAGCCAAUGCCUCUGCUGCUGAGCCUGAAGCACCUAAAACACCCGUAAAAGAUGCAUCCAAGUCAUUUCCUUUGCAAUUUGGGUCCAUAAGUCCUGGUCUUAUGAAUGGAGUGCAGAUACCUGCUCGAACAAGCUCCGCACCACCAAAUCUGGAUGAGCAGAAGAAAGCUCAGGCUCGCCAAGAUUCCUUAAAGGCUGCUCCUGCUGUUCCAAUCCCAUCAGUACCCAAGCAGCAGUUGCCAAAGAAGGAUUCUGGGAUUGUUGACCAAAGUAAUGCUGGUCAAGUUCAACCACUUUCCAAAUCAAAGAGGGACACACAAGUCUCAGCUCCGCAAUCAGUGAGUCAAACCCAGAAGGCUGCUGUACACCAUAUUCCCAGUAUGCCCGUACAACUGCCAUUUCACCAGCCACAGGUUCCUAUUCAAUUUGGCGGUCCCAACCCUCAAAUUCAGUCUCAAGCUAUGUCUGGAACAUCAUUGCCCCUGCAGAUGCAGAUCCCAUUACCUUUGGGGAGCCCACCUCAGCCAAUGUUCAUUCCAGGCAUUCAGCCCCAUCAUCCUGUACAGUCUCAAGGAAUGAUGCAUCAGGGACAAAAUUUUCACUUUCCACCACAGAUGGGCCAUCUUCCUCCCCAGUUAGGAGGCAUGGGAAUUAAUAUGGCUCCACAGUUCCCUCAGCAGCCAGCUGGGAAAUUUGGGGGUUCUCGCAAAUCCGUGAAGAUUACGCAUCCAGAAACUCAUGAAGAGUUGAGGCUUGACAGCUCACCCGGGCCAAGGCCAAAUCCUAACAUGCCACCUCAAUCACAGCCCAUGUCUUCAUUCCCUCCCAAUCGCCCAAUGAAUUUUUAUCCCAAUUCUUACAGUGCCACUCCCCCCUAUUUCCCUCCUGGUAGUGCUGUUUCUAAGAAUACCAAUCAGGUUUUGUCUGCACCCCCUUCUCAGCCUCCGAGGUCAUAUAGCCAGGUGACUGUGAAGCCGCCUGCAAACUUUCACGGGGAGAAAAAGCAGUUGCCAGCUUCAGGUUCUUUUGGAGAGGCUAAGUCUUCAGAACAUAAAGGUUUACAUGUGGAAGAUUCAGUUCUCCAUCAGAAUGAAGUACAGCAUUCAUCUUCGAGCUCCUUGGCACAGUUGAAGCCUGGUUUGCAGACAUCAUCCACGUCUGCUCCACCUUCAGGUUCUAUCAAUGUGGAGCUUGUUGUAAGCAACCCUUCAGGGUCUAUUCCAACUCCCGUGGAUGGUUCUGCAUCAAUGUCAACAAGUUCUACUGUUGAAAAUAAACCCAUUCAAUCAGAGAGCAAGGGCAAGGAGGACCAGGUUCCUAAGCAAUCGAUUGUGCACUCAAGUGUGGCUGCACCCGUCUCAGAAGCUGAAACACUGAAAACAGAAUCAAAUCUGUCUAAAGAAUCACCGUCAACAAUGGGUGCUACUUCUGAGACUUCUCAUUUGACAAGUGAGAGUGCUAAUGAAGAAAAGCUAGGUGAAGCAUCUUGGAGUUUAGACUUCAAAGGUGUAGAUAGCAGACAGUCUGAAAAUGAGAUAAAUGGGAGAAAGGAGCCAGAAGAAGCUAUAACGUCAAAAAAUUCAGAACUUGACAAACACAACCUGGACACCUUGGAACAAACUGGGAAAAAAUUAGAGAAGUCUUUAGGUUCUUGUUCCAUUGAUGCUAAUGUCAGUGAUAGUACAGUUGUGGCCACCCAUGAAGAGGUUGGUGGAAAUGCUGAGAGUUGUGUCUCAGUGAAUUGUUCAUCCAAACAGGAUAAUGCAUCUGCUAGCUCAGAUGUAUUAUCAAGUGUGGCUGAUAGCACAGGCACAACAGAAAUCAAUGUUAUAAAGCCUGCUUCUAUAGACCAGGAGACUGCCCCAGUCUUGGUACCAUCUCUGCUUGAUGUUACUGCGAGAGCUGAAAAUGAAAAUAUUGAGAACAACGGUGGCAUAGUUUCGCCUUCAUUGAGUGUAAAAGAUAAUGUUUUAUCAGAUGCAAAUGUGACAAAAGCUGUUGUUCCCCGAGGGAAGAAGAAGAAGAAGGACUUGUAUCGAAAAGCAGAAGCUGCUGGGACCAGUUCUGAUCUGUACAUGGCGUACAAGGGCCCUGAAGAAAAGGAGAGCUCAACCCCUGUGGAGAGCAUUGAAAAUGCUUCAGCAACUGGCCCCAAGCAGACAUCUGCUGACAUAUCUCCAGAGAAGCAUGUGCAAAGGGAGAUAGCAGUGGUGAAUAAGGCGGAGCCCGAUGACUGGGAAGAUGCCGCUGAGAUCUCUCCACAGUUAGGAUCCUCGAAGAAUGAAACUGAGGGUAAUGGCAAAGAUGUUACUGGCUCAAAGACUAAGAAGUACCACCGAGACUUCCUGAUGAAAUUUAAGGAGCAAUGCACUGAUCCUCCUAAGGGAUUUAAUUCUGGCAUAGAUGAUGCAUUGAUGCUCUCUGGUUCACGAGAGUCAUAUCCUAGUCCUGGACGAAAUAUAGCUAGGCCAGUUGGGGGUCCUACAGCUGAUCGUCGUUUGGGUGGUGAUGAUGAUAGAUGGAAUAAUUUCUCUGGCCCUCUUAUGCCUGGGCGAGGAGACAUUAGGGCGGACAUGGCAUAUGCAGGUAAUAUCAUGAAUUUUCGGCCUGGCCAAGGAGUUAAUUUCGGUGUUUCAAGGAAUCCAAAGGCUCAGAACCAGAUUCCUUAUGGUGGGACAAUCUUCACAAUGCAGUCUCUUGGCCAGGGUGGCUUUCCAAGAAAUAAUCCUGAUGCUGAUAGGUGGCAGCGAGCAACUAAUUUCCAGAAAGGAUUGAUGUCUUCUCCUCAGACACCACCACCUGUGAUGCACAAAGCUGAAAAGAAGUAUGAGGUGGGUAAAGUUACUGAUGAGGAAGAAGCAAAGCAGAGGCAGCUAAAGGCCAUACUGAACAAGCUUACUCCGCAAAAUUUUGACAAAUUGUUUCAGAAGGUUAAGGAAGUGGGCAUUGAUAAUGUUGUCACACUGUCUGGAGUGAUCUCACAAAUUUUUGACAAAGCUCUAAUGGAACCAACAUUCUGUGAGAUGUAUGCGGAUUUCUGCUUUCAUCUUUCUGCCGACUUGCCUAAAUUGGAAGUGAAUAGUGAGAGAAUCACUUUCAAGAGGUUACUUUUGAACAAAUGCCAAGAAGAAUUUGAGAGGGGAGAAAGAGAGGAACAAGAGGCAAAUAAAGCUGAUGUAGAAGGUGAAGUUGAACAGACAAAAGAAGAGAGGGAAGAAAAGAGACUUCGAGUACGGAGGCGAAUGUUAGGUAAUAUUAGAUUGAUUGGAGAGCUGUACAAGAAGAGGAUGCUUACGGAGAGGAUCAUGCAUGAGUGCAUAAGUAAGUUGUUGGGUAAUUAUCAUAAUCCCGAUGAAGAAAACAUUGAAGCCUUGUGCAAAUUGAUGAGCACAAUUGGAGAGAUGAUAGAUCACCCAAAAGCAAAAGACCACAUGGAUGCUUAUUUUGACAUUAUGGCACGAGUAUCUGUUGAUAUGAGAGUGUCCUCUAGGGUUAGAUUCAUGCUUCAGGAUGCUAUUGAUCUGAGAAAAAAUAACUGGCAGCAGAGGAGGAAAGUUGAAGGUCCCAAAAAGAUUGAAGAGGUUCACAGAGAUGCUGCACAAGAGCGACAUGCACAAUCUGGCAGGAUGCCCCGUGGUUCUAGCAUGGGCAAUUCUGCUAGAAGGGUUUCAUUACAGACAGAUUUUGCUCCUAGAGCACCUAGUGUAUUAUCAUCUCCCGGCCCCCAGAUGGGUGGAUUCCGUAGUAUGCCAACCCAGCAACGCAAUUAUGGUUCACAGGAUGCACGGGUGGAUGAGAGAAAUUCAUAUGACAGGACCGUGUCUGUUCCUCUCCCUCAAAGACACCUUGGUGGCGAUGAUUCCAUAACACUUGGUCCCCAAGGUGGCUUGAUGUCCUUCCGAGCCCGUCCAACACUACCAACCAAUCAGCUGCCUGAGGCAACGAGACCUGUUGAUGCUCGAAGAAUGACCCCUGGUCAGAAUGGGUUCAGUUCUAUACCAGAGCAGGCUGCUUAUGGGCGAAGAGAGGAUGUAAUGUCAAGACAGAUGCCAGACCUUCAUUCUCACGAGUCAAAUACUACCCACGGGGAUAAGCCUACUCAUCCUCAAGGUGGACUGCUGAGUAGCACGAACAAUGUCUCUUCAGAAAGUGCAUUAACAGAAGAUCAAUUGAAGGACAAGUCCAGGGCUGCGAUUGAAGAAUACUACAGUGCAAGAGAUGAUGAAGAAAUGGUUCAAUGCAUCAAGGAUUUGAAUGCCCCUAGGUUCUACCCCACAAUGAUCUCACUUUGGGUUGGCGAUUCUUUUGAGAGGAAAGAUGUGCAGAGAAAUCUCUUGACGAAGCUACUUGUCAGCCUUUCGAAAUCCGAAGACACCAUGAUAACUCCAGAUCAACUGGUUCAAGGGUUUGAAUUGGUUCUUACCAUCCUGGAGGAAGCUCUCACAGACUCUCCUAAAGCAUCCGAGUAUAUUGGGCUUACCCUUGCCAAGCUCAUUAUGGAAAAUAUUGUCCCCCUUUCCAGAGUCGAACAGGUGAUAUUCGAAGGGGGUGAAGAACCAGGCAGUCUUCUCAAAACUGGGAUUGCAGCUGAAAUAAUGGGAACCAUUCUGGAUGUGAUAAAAUCAGAAAAAGGUGAUUCUGAAUUGAACAAAAUCCGGGCAGGAUCAAAUCUGUCGCUCGAUCGCUUCCGACCACCAGGCUGUAAGAAAUCCUUGAGGAUAGAUAAGUUCCUGUAGAGAGAAAAAGAAAACAGAGAGAGAGGGAGGGAGGGACAGUGGAGGAAGGUAGAGGGUAUGGAGAGGUGAUCAUUUUUUUGGGUAGAAGCAAAAAAUCACUGUCUUGGUUUUUUCCUUUUUACAUAUCUUUGGUUUUAAAUUUUCCUUACAUAAUGGAACCGUUGUCAAUGUAGGAGGAGAAACCUGUUUUAUAUUAUCAUUACUAUUAUUGUUAUUAAUAUUAUUAUUAUUUAGGCAAGAAAUUAAAUUACAGGUUUCUCAGUUGAA